Acanthocheilonema viteae is the source of this 498-nucleotide messenger RNA. NCBI's taxonomy places the organism in Eukaryota, Metazoa, Nematoda, Chromadorea, Rhabditida, Onchocercidae. The record is from the annotation of a GenBank genome assembly.
AUGCGCAGAAUACAACUGUUGAUAUACAUGCUAACGGUGAUGCUAAUGAGUGGGCUAAUAGUAGAAGUUGAAGCUCAACCGAUGUUUACUGCUUCUGUCAGUGUAGAAUCUGACGAAACAUCUGGUCCAUUGGAUUGUUCAUUCGGUAAAUUAUCCUCUAUAAUCGGACACAACAAUUUUUCAAUUCUGGGAAUGCUUCAGAAUUGUGCAAUAUUUUACAUUUUGGGUGAUAAUAUCAAAGCUAACAGCAACAUUGAUUUAUCGGAUAUUGAAGGAUCAUUAGAAUAUCAAUUAGUGAUAGCUCAAAAGAUGAGCAUAUAUACCGGGCAGUGCUUAUGGCAGAACAAUUCGGAAUUCUAUCUCAAUUGCUUAUUUGAUCGGAAGCAAUGGAAAAAGCAUUCGAUCAAACCAUCCAUAAAUGAUGACGAUACGGAAAUAAUUGGACAUGUCACUGACGUUGACGCUGAUAUCCUUCACGUCUUUUACAUUGACGGUUAG